Messenger RNA from Contarinia nasturtii (swede midge), 1066 nucleotides. Its product is annotated as testis-specific chromodomain protein Y 2-like. Bases 115 to 582 code for a protein of 155 amino acids. Lineage: Eukaryota; Metazoa; Arthropoda; Insecta; Diptera; Cecidomyiidae. The transcript has 2 exons. The record is from RefSeq and is a predicted model, not a curated record. Gene Ontology annotation, biological process: heterochromatin formation.
UUAAAGCGAUUUAAAGGAGAUGCAUAAUCAAACUCGAAUUGAAUAAAGUGCGGAAAGUCGAAGUGAACUGAUCGAACUGGAACAACGCAAUUCCAUCACAUUCAUUAUUGAACCAUGGUCGAGUCAUGUUAUGAAGUGGAGGCUAUAAUCGGUCAGAGAAACAGAAGUGGAGAGAUAAAAUACCUCGUUAAAUGGCUUGGUUAUCCAAAGGACAAAGCAACUUGGGAACCAAUUGAACAUUUAUACAAUUGUUUGCCAAAAGUCGCUCAAUAUUAUGAAGCAAUUGAAUUAAAAAGUAAAGGUAACUUCCCGGUUCAUUCGUAUUUAUCAGUGUUUACAAUUUGGAUAUGUUUUUCUCCAGGCAUUCGGCAAAUCAUAGACAGCGAGAUACACAAUGGACAUAAAUAUUUCCAAAUUAGUUUUAAUGGUGAAGAGAAAAAUAGAAGGAUUGACUAUGAAACUGCCAAAUACCACUUUGCAGAGGAUAUCAUAGAUUUUUUUGCAUCUCGAUCUCAGUGGACAUCAACCGAUAUCAACAGCAACGUUUCGAAUGGUGAACCAAAUGCAGAUCGUCCAGUUUAACAAACCAAACAUCCUAGCAUCCUAGUAUGAAAAAUCCAAUAACAAAAAAUACAAUUAAAACUUAGAACUAAAAGUAGGAUUCUUGAAUGUUAUGUAAAUAUGCAAUCAAAUCGAAACCAAGGCGUUUCUAUGCCGGUGAAGUUUAAUAAUGUUCCAUUUGUUGCUCAAUUGCAAAAAGUUCAAAGAAUUUAAAACUUUCGACAGAAUAAAAUAUAAUUUAAUUAAACUUUCUUUCGACAGAAGCCUCUCAUAAGAUAAGACUUCAGAAGCCGCAUCGUACUUGAACAACGAUAAGAAUUUUGUUUACAAAUAACAAAAUAUAUAAGCGUACAUACAGUUCUUUUUCACUAUCCACAGUAACGUAUAAGCGCAAGCGUCUGCGUUGUUCGUAAACAUAGACAUCGAUCGGUACGAUGCGGCUUGUUUAUCUUUCUAUGUGUACAAAAAAAGCAAUCACAAAUAAAGUAACAUUUUAAAUUAUCAA